AUGAGCAGACUCAACAACGCAAUCAAAGCCGGUCAGACCGUCAUCGAACUCGGUCAAACCGCGAAUACCUUCGCAGGCCACGCCUCCCAGUUUCGCGCUGCCGAUAAGAAGGAAAUGGGCCGACAAGCCGGUCGCCAUGCCUUCAACGAGGGCACGGAGACCGGCAAGACCAUGGGCAAGACUUGGCUCAAGACCUUUGAAGUGGUCCCACGUCUCGUCUGUCGCGGUCUCCAAUUUAUCUUUGCUCUCAUCGCGUGUGGCUUCUACGGCCAUCGCGUUAGCGAAGCCGGCGACGGCGACUACGGCUUUUCGCCAGAGUGGUACUUUGCCCUCACCAUCGCAGGUCUCUCGGCCGCCACAUCCAUGAUCUUCGUCGCCGUUACACCUCUCGGCGCUCUUCCCCUUAUCGGCAGCAAGCUUAAGCUCUUCAAGACCUACAGAGCAUUUGCCUGGGAUCUCAUCCUCUUUAUCACCUGGCUCGUGGUAUUCGGAAUCUUUGCUGGGAUCUUCCUCGGCCGAAGCAGCGACGACAAGUACAAGGGUGCCAGCACGGGCGCGAUGAAGACUGCGGUCUGGAUUGAUCUUGUCAACUCCAUCCUUUGGCUCACCUCGGGUGUGUAUGGCUGCCUCAAGACUUUCUUGGGUGAAAAGGCGGAUGAGAUGACGGAUAAGGUUGGACAGAAGCUGUUUACCAAGAAGCAGAAGCCAGCUAAGGAGGCUGACUAUGCCGAGAGUGUUUAA
Messenger RNA from Fusarium sp. VM40, 741 nucleotides. The record is from the annotation of a GenBank genome assembly. Lineage: Eukaryota; Fungi; Ascomycota; Sordariomycetes; Hypocreales; Nectriaceae.